CAGACGAGGGCUAACCAGUUACGUAUUAUAUUUUUCAUAAUUUUAAAUGUGGCAAUGUCAAGCAGUCAGUCAACAUGGCGGCCCAAGAUGAAGUUGACGUAUGUGAAAGUUGGGAGGAUAUGGACGAAAUUGGCCUGGACCACAAGAUUAGGUUGAACAGUGACUGUCAGAGUGCAAACGCGCCAGCGAAAAUUUUACUAAAAGGUUGCAAGGUUACGGUUGAAGAGAACGCGUGUAUCGGGUCACAGUGCAUUAUGCCGGAGCCCGCCAUCCGUAUCUUGAAAAGGCCGUCGUCGUCAGGCAGCGGGCAACUCAAUGGCGAAAGCCGCGCUCGUCCUGUCAAAACGCUUGAACAGAGACAAAAAGAGUACGAAGAGGCCCGGCUGAGGAUCCUGGGCGAAGCCCGCAGCCCCGAGGACGUCAUCGACGACAACCUAAGCCGGUUGCAGGACAAGCUGCAAGCCAACCAGAUUAAUGACAAUUCAAAUAGCGGUAAGAAGAAUAACGAAGCCAAAGGUAAGGAUCGCAAGGUCCUGGUGCGUUUGCCCCCCGGCGCGACGGCGGCGGGCGUGUUCCCCUCCCCGCCGCCGCGCGGCGUGCUCGUCAUCCGCACGCCGCGAGGGCCAGACGGCACAAAGGGCUUUCUCAAGAGGUAGCAGUGCCAUAACAAUAAGCAGCAUAAGUGUAACAAAAACGUAAAUAGUUCCAUCCAUUGACUUUUCCCAUCGAACUGUGUGUUUCUUGACGUUGUUCCACAAUUUGUCGUUUUAUUUUAUAAUAUGUAAAGAUAAAAGCAAAAUAAUUAAAUCGGAAAAUUAUGCUUAUAUAUGUAUUAUAUUUGAAUUGCCUGAUAAUCGGUUUUGUAGAGUGGCUGUGACGUCAUAUGACGUCCAUAUUAUAUUUUUCUGACGUCACGUGGAAAAAUAUAAAAAAAUAUUGCGGCCUUUAUAUGACGGCGUAGUUAUCUCUACAAAACCAUGAAUUAACCGAGGCAUUCAUGAAUUGCGCUGGUGCAAUUGACACUUAUAGGAGAAAAUAUAUAAUUUAUUUUAUGCAAUCCUUUUAUGGGUGAAUGUCUAAAUUUCCCAGCGGUUGUUAUCGCGCGCAAAACUAGUCAUAACGUGCUAUUUUGUUUAGUUGUAAAGUAAGAAAGAAAUUAUUGAAAGCAUAUUCAACCCAAACAAGGUAUAAAAAAUCAUGCUGAUUUUGUCAUGUAUAAAUGGCCUAACGUCAAAAUAUUACUAAUGAUUCAUUGGCUGACAAAGUCUGAUAUAUAUUUUUUUUUUGUUGAUAAAGUUUGAAAAGACAAUUUAUGGUUUCCUCUUGUUUAUCUUUCGGGAUUAUUGAUUUUUUUUAUUGAAAAAGACAGAAUCAUGUGAUAUAUAAUUCAAUUUGUGGAAAAAAAUAUAACAGAACCUUGCAAUAGUCGGCUAAGCAUUUGUUACCAGCCUGAAAUUAGUCAUUAGUCUUUCGGUUGUUGGUGAGAUUGUCCCUGAUCUGAUCUUGAUCUUAAUUUAAUCAUUAGUCACUUAGGUAGACAGGUGAAGUGACUAACUUCAGGCUAGUCUUAAAUUUUGUCAGCUGUAGCCUGUAGUGUCAAAUUUGUUUCAACGAAUAUAUUAGUCUCUUUAAAUACAGCUUAAAGUAAUUAAUAUUAAGAACAAUAUGUCACAUUGAUGUUAAGUAUAUAAAGACACAAUCAAGAAUGAUUAGACGCUAUGGAGUGAUUGUAUCCUCCAAAAGACCCAGGUUUAGCGCAAAUUAGUAAAUAUUAACGACGUAACUUCAAUUUCGUUUCUUCUAGUAUAACUUCAAACUAAUUGAAGGUGUCCGAUCUAUUUGAGGCUGCAUCACAGAUGCAAAUUUAAGGACACCUAUAAAAUUAGUCCUAUUAUAGAGAAAAUCAAGUUACUGUUAAACUUAUGAACAAUUCUAAGUUCAUUAAUUAUUUUAAAACUAAAGAUGGCAACUUAAAUAGCCAAAACAGUUACAAACUGGCAAAUUGUGAAACAAACGCGAGAGAAUGCAGAAUUUUCUGUGCUCAUUGUGGGGAACAAUAUUUAUUAUUAUAAGGAAACGUACAUCUAACCGUUUCUUAAUCUUUGGGAUGUACAUGCAAGUAGAAAUCAUGCAAAACUGAGCCAUAUUUCAUAUAUUGAGAUGGGUCGGAAAUGCAUGAUUAUGUACAUGUACUAUUUUGUGACCCGGGGAAUGUGAGAUUUGUAAAAUUGACUCCAAAUUAUUGAUGAACUCAAUCGAAGCAUGAACAGUUGCGAUAAGUUAUUGUAUGGAAUUGCGUUUUAGUAAAUAUAUUGCGCGCGCAAUUGCUAGUCACCUGCCAGGCUGACUAUGGGGCGGUUUGGUUGGUCACCAGUGACGAAAGGUGAUAUUCCUCGAAAGGGAAUCCUACACAAUAUAUUAGUAUAUGCAUGAAUGCGGUUUGUAAACCGUUGUAAUGAUAAUUAGAUUCUACAUAUGGGACCCUUCGCCACUGUUGGACACAUUGGUGAUGACGUUUGAAUACCCAGUAGGUAACUAGCAAUUUUCCGCGACUUAUAAUCGGUCAAAUUGCGAAAUAAAUGCUUCGAACAAUUGGUGUGUUAAAGAUUUUAUUAUUGGAUUGUUUAUUUUCUCGUUCUUUGUAACAAUAUCGAAGUGGGUAUUUCGCAAUUUGUCCAGUCUAAUCGUGUUAUGACCUUAUACUUUGACUGUAACAUAUUUAUAGGUACGUAUAGUGAUCUAUACUGUUUGUUCGUAUACUAAAUUCAAAGCAAAAUUAAUAGAAAAAAAAACUUUUUUAUACACAAUUUUUUCUAUGUGUAUAUUUAUAUUUUUAGUAUUAAGAUAUUCAAUAGUUGUACAUUAUUAAGAUAGUUGUAUGUGUUAAGUUGUAUUUUCGCCACGGGUACAGUCAGCGUAAAUUAUUCACAUCAGUUUAAUUUAAAUCUAUAGGAUUUAUAAAUGUGAUCUUCCAAUGAAUUGUGAUAGUUCCUAUGCUGACUGUACCAACUGGAAUAUUUUCCAAUCUCUAUAACGCGAAGUGUAGAUAUAAACUCAAUACAAUUAUGUUUUAUAAAUUAGUUAAUUCAUACUAAUCACAAACUUCAAAUUUAGCAAGUAUUUAAGAACUGCUGUGACCUACGUCCUACUGGCGAUAUAGAGUUAUUUAAUGUCUGUAUUUAACGUAAUUUUUAUUAUUCGUCGAAGUACUAUAUCCGCUUUAUCAAAAUUUUAUUCCGUAAAUGGGAAAUAUUACUAUUAUUAAUAGUACACAAGGUUUUAAAACCCGCCAUAGUGGCUCAAAAGUGACGCGUUUCGAAAUCAGCCUGUGUAUAUCUAGUUCCCCAGCCGGCAUAAUUGUGUCGACUUUGCCUUGCGCGUAAAAUAAAAAAGAAGUAACUGUUAACCAUAACAAUACCUCCAUUGGAAAUCAUUUUUCAUUUGGUAGGAAUGGCUAUUAGUGUCGGAAUGUAUCGUCCUAGAUCUAGUCUAGGCAUUAGAAUAUUUUAGCACCAGCAAGCGGAGUCAGUACUUUGGCAAUAAAUUUUUACUAUAUGACAGUUUCAAUUUCGUAGUCUUUGUCGUAUUAAUCAAUUAUUGUAUCUAUCACAAUUUAGAAAUACUCAAUUAGCAACGGAGUAGCAUUUAUAAUAUAAGGAACAAGCAGCGGGUUAUUACGUCAAAGAAUACGAGAUUUCAUUGUAGGACGUCAUAUCACGUCACUUUGUUAAUAUCUAAUACUUGUAUCCAUACUCGAACAAUAGUUGUAUAAAUUUCGUAUAGAUAUUUUGAUGUGACAAUGAAAUGGGGACGGCUAAAAGUUUUGUUACACUGACGAAAAUCAUAAUCAGUCUUACUUAUAAAAAAAUCGCAAAGCUAUGCUUAGUUAAAACACAAAUUUACUCGAUCAGCUGUAAGUCAAAACCCGCCAUCUUGCCUUUUAAUAGGGUUUAAACUAGGAAACCGGUGAUUUUUUUGACAGCUAUAUAAGCAAUUCUUUAGCACCUUUUAAUGCUAAAAUGUUUAUAAGUAAGACUGAAUGUGGCCAACGCAGAUGAACACAACACAGCGGAUGUGAAUAUGUACCCCAUUAUUCAUAAACGUUAUUUAUCUAAGGGCGGAGCAUUGCUGUGAUAACAAGUCUGUUUCUCAGUGCUGAUAACAUGGCAACCUUCGCAGUGCGUAGACAUACGGCCGUUGUGAUUGGCUAAUAUGAGAUACAACUUGAAUCUAGUUUGCUGACGGAUAAACAAAGCUGAGAAAGAGACUUAUCACAGCAAUGCUCCGUCCUUAAAUAAAUAAUGUUUAUGGAUAAGGGUGGUAGUCUUUAUUAUACAUAUUACCGAUUCUUGUCAUGAAGACGUCAUAACACGUCAUGUAACCGUUUGGAAUAAUUUGAAUAUUUAUAUUACCAGGCUCUAGUAAAAACAUGAUUGAACCACGUAAAGCAGUUCAUCGCGUUUGAACAAUUGGAAUAGGGUACCGGACUCAUUUUUGUUCUUUACUAUUAUCAAAUAUUUACGUUAUAUAAAUUAUAACACAAAAGGAAUUAUUAAAAUCCGGUAAAAAAUCAACAAGUUAUAAGUCUUUGAAUUUCGGUGGAAAGGGUAGUUAACAAGAAACAGAAAAGAGACAAAAUAUCCACAUGUGACGUCAUCGGGAAUUACGACGCGUGCGAAAGAAAGAGAUGAAGCGAUAUCCCCACAUCAUGCCCACUUCUGCACGUCACAAUAUUUUAAAUAUGAAUUACUCGCACAUUUUUAACUAAUUUUUAUGCUGUUUUCGCAGACGUGCUCCUUUUUCGUAUUAAAAGCCAUUACAUAUAGAAUAAUGUACAAAAUCAAGCAUAGGCCGGUCCCCUAUUGGUAUAUAAAAUACCAUUCCACACUAAUUUCAUGAAAAUAACGCAACACGGUCGUGAUACGAGUUUACAUUGUCGUAAAGAAUAAGGUCCCAGUUGUGUUAACUGCAUGUCAAAAUUAUAUUGAUCACAGGCAAAUUAAUUUCAGUUCACAGUUCGCAUCUAACUGAAAAUACGUUGUAUUAAACAUGCGAAAAUAUUUCAAAAAAGAAUUAUGUCAGCAAAACCAAGCCUAGUCCUAUGACGGCAGUUUACUUAAUCUUCGAUUCGAUCCCGAGAAUGAACCAAUCAAAAUAAGUUAUUUGUAAGCAUGUCAAACUUUUCUAAUAGGUAUAUUUUCGAGAUGGAUUGGAAAAAAGAUUGAAUCGUUAAUUAAAAACUGCGGUAAAUCGUCUCAUUUCAUUGUACGUUAAAAUAAUAAGAUUGGACAAUUGUAUGCCAAAUGUAUUCAACAAGUUUAAAUAUUAGCGUGUAUUGAAAGGGUAUGCAUUCUGUUUCACUCGGAACAAAAUCUAAAAACUAAGUUCGGAUGAGGGCGUUGUAAUCAAGUUUAACAAAUGCAACGUAAACGGCACUAACAAACUCUUUUUAAAGCGUAGUGAACUUCUACAAUGUUUUGUCUUGCUUCCUCUAAGUUUCAACAUGAAAAGCAGUAGCGUAACUUGCUGUAGAGGGGCCCUAUAUCUACAUUUGUUGGGGGCCCUCCAGGAGAGUGCGAACUUUUGGACGCUUGUUUAGUUUAAUGUAGGUGUGGGUCAAGCGGGGCCCCGUAUCGCUGUUCGGCUGAUACGGCGGUAGCUACGCCCUUGAUGAAAAGACACUAUAACUACUUUAUGGCCACUUCCUAUAAAGGUUCUUACUCACUACGGUCGGUUUCAUAGCGAAAAUGGACCAAUCAGAAUAAAGUUCGUUUGACAUGCUUACAGAUGAGUUAUUCUAAUUGGUUUAUUCUGACCGUUACGGCUUAGUUAGAGGUCGGGAUAGUUUAUUGUAAUAGACGUCAUACAACGUCCAUUGGUAUAUCCGAAUUUAGUUUUUAUAGAUAAAAUGUAAUUUUUAAAAUUACUACGUAGGCCAUAAGAGAUCCCAUGCCUUAUGUAUCAUAAUAAUGUAUGUUAUAAAAUUAAACAUUUUUCGUAUUUUA
Messenger RNA from Manduca sexta (tobacco hornworm), 6005 nucleotides. Its product is annotated as SUZ domain-containing protein 1. The coding region runs from base 75 to 656 and encodes 193 amino acids. Lineage: Eukaryota; Metazoa; Arthropoda; Insecta; Lepidoptera; Sphingidae. The transcript has 3 exons. The record is from RefSeq and is a predicted model, not a curated record.